AGCUGGGGAAGCAGGACCUCCCUGGAUGGGAGCAUCCCUGAUGAGUCUGCCCCAGCGCCAUCAAAGCCAGACAAGAGCCCUGGUCCGUGGAAGUCGGUGGGAAGUGACUAGACACAUUGCACACACUUUGUCAGGGUCAAUCCCCAAACUGAAAAUCUGGCCAUAGGGGUGUGUGGACCUGAACCUUAAACGAAAAGGAAUGUGUGUGUUAACCUAUCUGGGUUUGAGUUUUUUGGGUUCCUUCUCAUUUUCUAAGUGAAUUAAAUAUUGGUGGUAGAGUGCUGGAUUGAGAGUCUUGGGCUGGGUUUAUCAACAUAAUUCAGUAAAAUGGCAGUGACAAUCCAAGUUGCUGCUCGCAAUCCUCCAGGUAUCUGUCCACUCUAUUUUGGAAGGGUCAUCUUAAUAGGCUGAGAGUUUCGUUCAGUUUCUGUGUUUGAAUCAGUCCUUGACUUCUGCUGAGACUGUCAACUAGAGUUAGUGGCUUUUUUAUGUGUGAUGUGUACACAGGAUCAUGAGGUACUGGUUUGAGUAAUUACCUGCAGAACAGCCAUCCUGUGGAAGUGGCUUUAUUACUACUUUCCAGGAUUAUAAUGGGCUUAGUGAGUUAAAAAUUCUGUACUUAGUACCAGUUGAGAGACAAGGUGGGUGAAGUAAUAUUAUUUGUUGGACCAGCUUCUGUUGGUGAAAGAGACAACUUUUCAAACCACACAGAACUCUUCAGGAUCUGAGGAAGACCUCUGUGCAGCUCAAAAGGUCGUUAACUUAGUUUCAUCAAUGGUCCAAUAAAAGAUAUUACUGUACCUCACCCAGUUUGUCUCUCCAAUCACUUGGGGCCAACAGCUAUAACAAUGUCAGACAACUAUAAUUAGUUGAAUCAUCUAUUCUACCCAAGAAAGAUUUAGUUUGAAUUUGUCUUUAAAAAGUUAGUUUAAAUCCAUAAAUCUUAAAAAAAUCAAAAUGCCAAUGUACUGUUGUUCCACUUCUAAUAUAAAUAAUAUAGCUACUGACAGCAUAGAACAGGGUGGGCAAUAAUGCCAGACUUUUCAUUUUCCUGCAUGUCUGCAGGCAUAGUUGCUUGCAGGUCCCAUUGGCCACGGUUUGUUGUUCCCAGCCAAUGGGAGCUGCCUGAAAUGGCAGCCCAGCCCACACCACUUCCUACAGCCCCCAAUGGCCGGGAAUGGCAAACUGACCAACAGGAGCUGUGAGCCGCUCUGCCUGCAGAGGUGCAGGUAAAUUGUCUGGUGGACAGCCAGGUCUGGUGAACUUCAGCUGGUGAACUGCAUCCACCCCUAGAAUAGUUAAUUGUAAUUGUGGUGUCAGUCUUUUAAAAUACAUAUUUACAGAAUCUAGGGCACAGUGAAAUAUAGGUUGAACCUCUGUGAUCCAGGAUUCUCCGGUCCAGCAACAUCUGCAGUCUGGCAAGACCACAGAUGUUGUGGGACUGGAGAGCCUUAGUGGCUAAGGUUGCUGGCAGCUUGGAGUGGAGCCAGACAGUAGGACCAGUGGGCAGCAGAGCCUGAAGGGUGCCAAAUCCCACAGCUAAUGGGGUAAUGGAGCCUGCAGCCGGCGGGGUUACUAGGAGCUUUGGCAGGACGGCAGAGCUACUGUAGAUCUCAGUGUUAGGAGCUCUGGCAGGGCUUCAGCAGCUUGCAAAGCUGGGGAGAGGACCCCAGCUGGGAAGCUGGCGCCAGUAAGCUCAGGCUUAUCUGUUCCCAAAAUGGCUACAUGAAGUUCCCAGUCUGGUUCCUGGGGACCUGCCAUCCUGUGUGUAACCGCUGAAAUUUUCAGCAGUUACACAUUUUAUGUAUAGUUAACUGGCAGCGUGGCCUCCACUGGAGCAGCCCUACCCAUGAGGGGCAGGCCUGCCCAUCCCUGUUCAAGCGAUUAACUGGUUAACCAGUUAAACAUUAUGUUUAACUGAUUAAAUGGGAUUUUACAUCCCUAACAUAGUUAAACAAUUACAUGCAUUUUAACAUCCCUAAUAAGGACUGUAUAUUUCAGCAUAAAACUAUGUAUAAGCACUUUUCAUUCAGCAACAUUGUUCAAUACACGGGCAGUAGAGAAUGAGCUAAGGUCUGAUUUUUGUCUGAUAGUAUUUGUUUUUUGCUUUUUAUGUAACUAAUUUGAUCAAUAUUAGAUACAUGUUUUCUACAAAAAUUGUGUCAUUUGUUAAUAGGUGAAAACUAUAUUGUCUGCUUAGAUUAGUGAUCUGAACAUUUUGGUCAGUGGACAUGUGUUGUGUAUACAUCUUAUUUCUCUAGGACUGAACAAACUAAGAAUGAUCUGUUUGUUUGUUUGUUUGUUUGUUUGUUUGUUUUUGUAGGAUGAAUGAAAUGAACCUGAGUUCGGUAGGGAUGGACCAGCUGACCUCAUCUUCUGUGAGCAAUGCCCUGCCUGUCUCAGGAAGUCACUUGGGACUGACUGCAUCACCCACUCAUAAUGCCAUACCAGCACCAGGAUUGCCUGUUGCUAUUCCAAACUUGGGCCCCUCCUUGAGUUCCUUGCCCUCUGCCCUAUCUCUGAUGCUCCCAAUGGGUAUUGGGGAUCGAGGAGUGAUGUGUGGUAUACCAGAAAGAAACUACACCCUACCUCCACCACCUUAUCCUCACCUGGAGAGCAGCUAUUUCAGACACAUUCUACCUGGUAUUUUAUCUUAUUUAGCUGACAGACCACCACCUCAAUACAUCCACCCCAACACUAUAAAUGUUGAUAGCAAUCCGGCUUUAUCGGUCUCCAGUAACCCUUCAGCCCUAGAUCCCUUCCAGCCUGGCGGAACUGUGGGACUGGAAUCAGGGAUUGUCUCCAUGGACUCUCGUGCAGUGAACACACAUGGUGCUCAAAGCCUGCAUCCUAGUGACAGCCAUGAGGUAGCACUGGAUACCACAAUCACUAUGGAAAGUGUUUCAAGGGUAACCAGUCCAAUAUCUACUGAUGGGAUGACUGAGGAGCUUACAAUGGAUGAUGUAGCUGGGGAUCAUUCACAAAUCCCAAAUGGUUCCAGGAAUCAUGAACCAUUAGCUGUAGACACAGUAGGCAGUAACUUGGCUUCAGAUGCAGUGGGUCAUGGUGGUGUCAUACCCAUUCAUGGUAGCAAUUUGGAGCUUCCUGUUGUCAUGGAGCCUGACCACAUUGCAGGCCGGGUAAGCGGUAUAUCGGACAGUACGCUAAAUGACUCCAUACAUACUGUGGCCAUGAGCACCAACUCUGUGAGCGUGGCGCUCUCUACCUCACACAACCUAACUUCCUUGGAAUCUGUCUCCUUGCAUGAAGUGGGCCUCAGUCUUGAGCCUGUGUCUGUGUCUUCCAUAAACCAGGAAGUAGCCAUGGGGCCAGGCCAUGUGGAUGUGUCUUCAGACAAUCUCACCUAUGUACCAUCAUCUCUACAAAUGGAAGACUCCAAUUCAAACAAGGAGAAUAUGGCUACUUUGUUUACCAUAUGGUGCACGCUGUGUGACAAGGCCUAUCCAUCAGACUGUCCAGAUCAUGGGCCUGUAACUUUCAUUCCUGACACCCCAAUAGAGAGCCGAGCCAGACUUUCUCUCCCGAAACAGCUUCUUCUCCGGCAGUCUAUCAUGGGAGCUGAACUAGUCAGUGCCUUUCUGCUGAUAGGUGUGUGGACAAGGGAGACCAUUCCUGUGAGGACAUGCUUUGGACCUCUGAUUGGGCAACAGAGUCACUCUUUGGAAGUAGCAGAUUGGACAGACAAGGCAACCAAUCACAUUUGGAAGAUGUACCACAAUGGCGUCCUAGAGUUCUAUAUCAUUACAGCUGAUGAAAACCAGUGUAACUGGAUGAUGUUUGUACGCAGAGCCCGGAACCGAGAAGAGCAGAAUCUGGUAGCUUAUCCCCACGAUGGAAAAAUGUAUUUCUGUACUUCUCAGGACAUCCCUCCUGAACAAGAGCUUCUAUUUUAUUAUAGUCGGGAUUAUGCUCGACAGAUUGGUGUCCCUGAACACCCAGAUGUGCAUGUGUGUCAUUGUGGAAAGGAAUGCACUUCCUACACAGAAUUCAAAGCCCAUCUGAGCAGCCACAUCCAUAACCAUCUCUCCAGCCAGGGGCAUAGCAGCAGCCAUGGACCAGGCCACAGUAAGGAAAGGAAGUGGAAGUGCUCCAUGUGCCCUCAAGCUUUCAUUUCACCUUCCAAACUUCAUGUUCAUUUCAUGGGACACAUGGGCAUGAAGCCACACAAGUGCGAUUUCUGCAGCAAAGCUUUCAGCGAUCCCAGCAACCUUCGGACUCACCUCAAGAUACACACAGGUCAGAAAAAUUAUCGCUGUGUCCUCUGCGAAAAGUCCUUCACUCAAAAGGCUCACCUGGAAUCGCAUAUGGUCAUCCACACUGGAGAGAAGAACCUGAAGUGCGAUUACUGUGACAGGCUGUUCAUGCGGAGGCAGGACCUCAAGCAGCAUGUACUUACCCACACCCAAGAACGGCAAAUCAAGUGUCCAAGGUGUGACAAGCUGUUCCUGAGGACAAAUCAUCUGAAGAAACAUCUCAACUCCCAUGAAGGAAAGAGGGAUUAUGUGUGUGAAAAAUGCUCCAAAGCUUAUCUAACCAAAUACCAUCUCACUCGCCACCUAAAAAUCUGUAAAGGCCCAACAUCCAGUCUCUCAGCCCAGGAAGAGGAGGAAGAGGAAGAUUCAGAGGAGGAAGAACUAAUAGAGUCAGUAAGGACUGACGACUGCAGGAUUAACAGUGGAGUGUAUUCAACAGAUGACUGUCUCUCAGGCCAUAAGUGAUAAAAGAGAGGGGAAAACUUAAGAUGUAAAAUUGGGGAAGAACAGUCAACCUUUUCUCAAAGGAUCAUGUUUUUAAUCAAUGAACAUUAUAUCCCUAUUUAAUAAACCAUGGCUAAAACUCUGAGAACGGAUGACACACAUGUGUUGACGAGGAACAGUUUCUGGCAAGAAAAAUACACUGUGCACACAGACUUUUUCAUAUAUUGUGUUCAUAAACUCUGACAGGUAAGUAAGAAAGUCAUCUUGCUCCAUUCUUUGGCUGAAAGAAUCAUGAAACAAAAAUGUAAUAUGGUUGCCAUAGGAACCUGUGAACCAACAGACUUGAAAUGCCAAAACCAUAUUUGGGAUUUAAAAGAAAAAAUAAUUGUGUAUUUUGACAUUUUAAUUCAAAGGGAUUGGUUUUGUCUGCUCUCUAGAGCAUAGAUCAGAUUUUAAGUGCUCAGCUUUCCUUCUAGAAGUACAAAUUAAAUGCUUUAAAAAUAAAACCCAUGAACUCAACCCUCAGUAUGGACAAAGCAAUUACCUCAUCACAAAAAUUGUACAGGUGAUCAACAUCUUGCUUUCAGAUAAGUGUUGCCUCUUAAUUUCCAGUUUAGUAGGAGAUGUAACAAACCUAAUGAAUUCUACAUGUUUUCAGUUUUGACAGGUUGAUGUGGCUUUCAGUAUGCCCCACAGGCUUGAAAUUGUCCAGAUAGUGGCUACAGUAUGUAUCAUUCAUUACUGUGCUAGUUAUCUGGGGUGCUGGUGAUAAUGGGAGGGGUUGCUGCUAAUGUAUUUAUGGAAUGAAAAUGUAUUUCAUUCAAAACUGUUUUCCUUUUGGAAAAAUUAAAACAUGGUUUUUUUUAA
Molecule: messenger RNA, 5585 nt
Organism: Pelodiscus sinensis (Chinese soft-shelled turtle)
Lineage: Eukaryota; Metazoa; Chordata; Testudines; Trionychidae
Source: RefSeq, a predicted model, not a curated record